CAUCUCCUCACAAGGCAAGAAUGAAGACCUUGAUCCACGGGUGAUUCUACUGAGGAGCCUGUCCAUGUGGUCUGAAGAUUCAAACCAGCCGGCACAAGAGGCCACCGAGACGCACGACAACUUUUCCAGCUUGAGAAGAAUCCCGGAGCGAGCAGGGAACGGCAAGACUCCGGCUGAAUUCCACAGCAGACACGACAGAGGCUUCAAACUGGAGGAGCAGCAGCCAGACGUCCAGCAGAGUUUCAGCAUGAGCCUGGGCGGCACCCUGGAGCGGGGGGCUCACCACCAGGCCCUGGACCUGUCUGAGGAGCUGCCCCUCCAUCACAGCCAGAACCUCCAUCACCAGAACCACCUCCCACACCACUCCCAUUCGCUGGCCUCCCCUGCAGUGGUUGCCGGCAGAGAGACCCCCUCCCGAGUGGUGGUGCCACCUCCUUACUGCGCGGCGGACGGCGGCGGCGGCAGCGAGGCUGCCCCGGAGCUACGCGGGUCACUGGACUGCUGGGCCUGCUCUGUGCUGGUGACGGCUCAGAACCUGAUAAUCGCUGCCAUCAACGCCUGCCUGGCGGCGCUGGUCUUCGGGACCAUCCUGACCCCCGCCACUGCCAUGGUGGUCUUUGGCUUCCUGUGUCACUCCACGGUGCGACCUCAUGGGACAAGCCCUUACUGCUCCGACCUGCUCAACGACGGAGGCUGCGUGGCUCUGCUGGUGGUGGGCUUCCUCCUGGUGACGCCUCUCCUGGUCCUGGCGCUGGCGGCCUACUGCCGCCUGGCCAGGCAUCUGCAGCUGGCUCUCUGCUUCAUCCCCUACAGCCGAGCCGUCUACAAGAACCUGCCGGCCAGCCAUCACCGGGGCCUCGGAGGAGGCUGCUGCUGCGGUCGAGACGAGGAUGAGGGGAAGGGGAAAGUCUGGGUGUGAAGAGAAGACGGGAAGUCAUGAGGAGGGCGCUACUUCCAUCAGCACAGCCAAUGUGUCUCUCCACAGCCACUUAACACAGAGCUCCUUUUUUCCUUUUUCUUUUUGAAAGGUCUGAGAAUCAGAUGCUGUCAGAAACACUCAGUGUCUCUGUGACUACAGUCGGAGCUUCCCAGCUCCUGCUCUUGUGGAGGAUGAAACAACUAUACUUUCAUAAAACCUGAUGUGCUACUAUUACACUUGAGUUACUGUACAAUUACCUGCGAUGUUCUCUUUGUAAUCAACCUUGUGUAAGGCUCUAUUCCAUU
Molecule: messenger RNA, 1224 nt
Organism: Synchiropus splendidus (mandarinfish)
Lineage: Eukaryota; Metazoa; Chordata; Actinopteri; Syngnathiformes; Callionymidae
Gene: tmem88b
Product: transmembrane protein 88 b
Exons: 4
Coding region: 65-919 (284 amino acids)
Cellular component (GO): plasma membrane
Molecular function (GO): PDZ domain binding
Source: RefSeq, a predicted model, not a curated record